AUGGCUUGCGCCAAGCAUUUCGAACCCUGUCGUCUGUGGUGGACAGAUGCUGCUCAAGAGAUUCAUGGUACCUUUGUUUCAGAAGUGUCAUCAAGGCUAGCAGGCAUCACUGGCCUGCAGGCUUCUAUCACCUUUCAGCCGGUGACCAAAUCCUUCCUCCAAAGAAGCGUUGACAGUGGAGGCAAUCCUCAGGGCAUUGACGUUCUAAAGGCACCUUUCUUCUGGAUGGUCGAGAACUGGACAUGUUCAAACGCUUCUGAUGACGGCGCGGUCCAGGCUGCUGCGGAUGCGAUAACCGCAGACAUCAAUGCUCUUCUGGCUCAGAAGCCUUACAGCGCUACAUACCUCUACAUGGACGAUGCUGGCAAGGGACAGCGCGUCUUCCAAAGCUAUCCAGCUGCGAAUCUCCGAAAGCUCAAGUUGAUUCGCACCAAGUACGAUCCACUGAGGAUUUACACAAAUUUGCUUGUUGGAGGGUACAAGGUUGCGGAUGUAUGA
Macroventuria anomochaeta is the source of this 498-nucleotide messenger RNA. RefSeq lists its product as uncharacterized. The transcript has a single exon. NCBI's taxonomy places the organism in Eukaryota, Fungi, Ascomycota, Dothideomycetes, Pleosporales, Didymellaceae. Bases 1 to 498 code for a protein of 165 amino acids. The record is from RefSeq and is a predicted model, not a curated record.